Messenger RNA from Helianthus annuus (common sunflower), 1014 nucleotides. RefSeq lists its product as uncharacterized. Bases 1 to 1014 code for a protein of 337 amino acids. NCBI's taxonomy places the organism in Eukaryota, Viridiplantae, Streptophyta, Magnoliopsida, Asterales, Asteraceae. The record is from RefSeq and is a predicted model, not a curated record. The transcript has a single exon.
AUGCCUAUGUGGUGUCACUUGUUUAUUCAAACCCUUACCGGGGCUGCUCGCGCCUGGUUCGACAGCCUUCCACCAGGGAAGAUCAAAUCAUGGGUAGAUUUCAAGACACAGUUUUUGAGCUACUUCAGCCAACAACGACGCUACCAGUGCGACACUGCUGAGGUAGAAGAUAUCUGGCGAAGGGAUGGUGAAGGUCUGGAAGAUUUCAUCACCCGUUUUAACAGGGAAUGUUUGGAGAUAGGCGGCGUAAGCGAACAACUCAUGCGUUGUCAUUUAAAGAAAGCCAUUCGCUGUGAUAGUCUCAUCAGAACUAUCACAGGCAAAGACGGAAUGCCAAAAGAAUGGGAUAAACUCAUGGAAGCCGCAAAAAUUGUUGCGCAAACCGAAGAAUCACUCGCUGGGAACAAAAGUUAUCACUCUGAAGAUCGAUUCUCCAGAGGGAACACGCGCGACAACAACAGGCGCAACAGAUACAAGGGUAACGAUUGGAAGUCUGGGAGAUCAAGGGGCCAUGAUGAAAGGCCACGCUAUAGAGAGGACGCGCGUGAAACAAUAGACUGGAUCGGUUACAGGAAAGCAGUUAAAGAUGAUAAUCGUGACAAGCACUGGACUCCGCUCAUAAAAACGUCAAAAGAGGUACUGAUGACGGAGAACCAUGAUUUCAAGGCUCCCAGACCAAUGACAAACAAGAAGGGGCAAGACCCCAACUUGUACUGUGAUUUUCAUAAAGACUCAGGGCACUUGACCGAUGAUUGCUAUAGUUUGCGCCAAGAGAUCGAAAGAGCGCUUAAAAGUGGUAAGCUAAGCCACUUGGUGAAGAACGUGUGCAAAGAAACUCGUCAGCUCCAGCGCCAUGACGAAGGAAAUCACAAGAAAGUCCGACGCUUAGAGACCCACAUGGUCAACGGACCGAGAUACAGCGCAAAAGAGAAAGGCAAGCGCCCCUAUGAGCCUUCUUGGCAAGAGCAACAGGUCAUUUUCCCGGUAGUGCGCGGCGGUCCUCGCGCCACAUGA